AUGUCAACUGGUCCCGGAGAGGGACUUGAGGCUGUGAGCACUGAUGGCACCAGGACACCUUUGAGUGAUAAUAUAGAUGCAGUCAGCCAUAUUACUAUUCAAGAUCCAGGAAAGUCAGUCAGAGUAUCGCAGAAAGCUGUUCCAGAAGCUAGACACACAAUUCAAAGAAAUAGCGAAGAAACGAGUAAAAUGGUAAAGACUAGGAACGACUGGCUUUCUGACACAAGAACGAAUAGAGAUUCGAGUACAGUACCGUCACACAGUGCAAAAAUAUCCGCUGCAAGAGAGAGAUUUCUUAUGGAUCAGAAAUCGUCCAAAGAUUUAGAAAAUGUAAAAGCUACUUCUCAUGAUUACUCGCAUGUUCAUGGUACAGAUGUUACAAAACAAUCACAAAAUAUUAAUGAAAUUGAAAACCAAAAUAACAAGGAAGUUCUAGAGUCUAGAACGUCAUCUGAACAUAAAACUAACAACAAAAUCAACAGGAUAAAGUCUAAAGCCAUAAUGGAAACCAAAAAUUCUUGUGUAAAUGAGUCUGUGAAAAAUUUUAAUAUUGAAAACCAUAAAUGUAUAAAGAGUGAUGUUUGCAAGGAAGUAGAUAGUUCCUCUUCAUCACGUCCAUUACAGGCAUUACGUAAUAUAAAGGCCAGUACUGAAAAUGCUAACAUUAAAGAAAUUGCAUCAAAUAAAGGUUCAGACUCUAUAACCGAAAAUAAAAAUUUGAAACAAGGAGCCAUAUACUGUGACUCGAAUAUAACAGAACAAACCAAGGAGGAAAUUAUUAAUAGUAAGAAAGUUAGACUUUCAAAAGAAUCUGAAACCAUUUCCAGUAAUUCUAAAGGGCUUGUUCCUAAUGGCGUUCUUACAAAUGGCUGGCCUGAUAUUAAAAGCUACACUGUGGAACAAAAAAUGGAAAACUUACAGAACUUGGAUAAUAAAAUCUAUUCUGAGUUAUGCACUUCCAGCUCAGAUGGAGAGAAUUUAAAUUUGGAGAGUCCUAAUAAACUAGAAAGUGCCCAAGAAGAAAAAGCACUUAUUGAAAAUAUAGUCAAAGAAAAAAGGGACAGUCGGGUGUCAAGAUUUGUACGAAUGUUCAACAGAAGAGAUACAGGUACUACUGAAAGUGGGGAGAGAUCCUCGGUUAGGAAAAGCCAGAGCAGAGUAUGGGGCAUGUGUUUACAGGUACAGAGUCCAAAUGUAGAGGGUGAGGCAGAUAAAGAUUUUCUCCAUAAGAGAUGUGAAAUAGCCAGCAUUAAAAGUGAACCCCUCAUAGAUGGCAGUUUCAGUGACAAGGAUUCUAGUUUUGAAGCAAACAGUGACAGGGGUAGAUCGUCAUCUAGUUUCAAUGAUAUAGAGGCAGCUAGUCAAGAGUCUUUAGAUUAUAUUAUUUGUGACAAUCGGCAUGAAAAGAACAAUAUUAAAUUGACCGCUGAAGAGCAAAAUAAGAACUUGUUAAGAAAUGGAGGAGGACGUAGAUCAUUUGACAAGCCUCGGAGAACGGCCAAAAGUCUUGCCAAGAGAUCAAACACUUUAGAUGAUGUAGAUGAUUACACAAAUAAAUAUUCCAGAUCAAGUAAAACCUUACCUGCUACACCUACCUCAGGGGUCACUGGUUUGGGGCAGGAUUCAAAUGCUAGUCACCCCUUUUAUAGAAGAUUCUACAGUCACUGCAUGAUUCUUCCCAUGAUGAAAAGGAAGAGACAGACGGCAAAGAAGUGUAUAGAGCACAAAAACUCUGAUACCAUAAUAGAUACUGACCCACAGAGUACGGCAGCUGUGUGUCAACAUGAAGAUAAUGUUGUAAAUGUUAAUACUGAAUUAAAAGAAGUACUGACAGCUAGGGCUUCCAUAAAGAGAUACGAAGAAAUUGAAGACUCGCCCCAAAAAAUUCCUGUUAUUGAUGAUCUUCUUGCAGAAAUAAUGGAGAAUGUGACAUUAAUGGAGCUUGAGGUGAAGCAAGAUGAAGAGAAACAUGCAAGUAUUCAAAGUACUCUAGAAGCUGAUAUAUUCUGUAGUGAGGAUCAUAGUCUAAGUACUAGCCGAAAUACACAUACCCGAUCUACACCGAGGAGUUGCAGUGAAGGCAUGAUAGACACAGGAGUUAAUGGUGAAAAUGAAGGGGCAGUAGAGAGAGCGAUAAUUAGCAACGAUUCUUGGGAUGGAGUGCUUGACUCGAGUUUCCUUGAGAACUUUGAUCAUACUGAUGAAAGCAGAAUUGCAGGGUCCGUUUCAAAAGUUGGGUCUCUUAUCUCAAAAUUUGAACAGAAUCCUUAAGAUGGAAACUAAUAUUUUAAUGAUUUAUGUAGAGGAUUUUGUUUGUGCAGUCUUAAAAAAAUUUAAGAACCAGUACUAUGAGAGAAUCUUGUGAAUCUUUAAUAUUUUUUAUAUGCCCCAAGGUGUUGGAUUUAAAUUUAACUUUUUAAUACAGAAAAAGUAAUUAUGUAAUACAGUAAUUAAUAUCGUUAUUUCUUAUUGAAAGAGCACUUUUAUUCUGCUGGUACAGUAUGCUGAGAAUCGUGUUGAAAUUAUGAAAUCAUUAAUUUCGUAUCAUGACUUAUACUGUACUUUCAACAUUAGUACAAGAAAAUGUAGAUUCAAUUCAGUACUUAAUCAGCUUGAGGUUUUAUUUCUCUUCUAAAGACAGAAUAGCAGCGUGAGGAGCUCGUGUAUGCAGAACAUUUAGAGGACUCGUCCUAUCUAUUGCUUUGACUGUCCUCAUUAUUAAGUGUGAAGACAACUAUGGUGUACCACCAUAAUACAGGAUAAUCAGUGCUUUUCAGUUUUUUUUGCUAGUCAUGCGUCCAGAUAACUGUAGUUGUGAAGACGGCUGGUGUUUGUAGAUAAUGUAAAUAUGCAUCUUGAUUUUAAUGCAGCUUGCUGGCUGGAGAAAAUUCAAAUUUGUUAUUAUAGGAAAAUUUAAGUACAGUACAGCAGUUAACUACCAAAUUACUGAUAAAUGUAGAGAAAUCAUGAUGUACAGCAUAGUAUUAUACCGUAAUUCAUCUGCGACUCGGCUUUACUGCCACACAGUGCAAGCUGAACUAAAAUGAAAAUGUUAUGUUGCAGAUGUUUUGAGCAUUCCUUUACCAGUACAUACAGUAUAUUUAUUAAUGAAACCCAAAAAGUGUGUUUUUUGGGUUUUUUGUUUUGUUUGUUUUUGUAAAUUACAGUUGGUUCCAACAUUGAAAUUUGAUCACAUCUACUGUGAUCAAAUAACUAACCAAACCUAUCCUAACCAAACAUAGCUAAGUCAGUAAUUCAUGUUCUUAAUAAAGUAAUAUUAAUUGGAAUAAACAAAUUUGAAAAGAAAUACUGUAUUUGAAAAUAACAAAAAUCACUCUGCAUGUAAGGCAAAGCAUCUUCCUUAAAUACUACGCCAAGUAGUGCAGUUCUGGUUAUUAGGUACGAUAAAUAUAUAAUUACAU
This is a messenger RNA of Procambarus clarkii (red swamp crayfish), 3422 nucleotides long. Lineage: Eukaryota; Metazoa; Arthropoda; Malacostraca; Decapoda; Cambaridae. The record is from RefSeq and is a predicted model, not a curated record.